GCAGACGAAAAUCCUCCAAUCCGGAAGACUACAUGAGAACCGGAUGUCUCGCUACAACCCGCUGACGACUAAGUCGGAAGACUAGCGCGGAUUUCUUUCUCACCCGGAAGACUGAGUAUGACUCUUCCGGAUUUGUCAGCCAAGAACCGGAUGCCUCAAGAAAGACCGGAAUUCUCAAAAAGCGGACAAAGUGAAGAAAAGAAACAAGCUGCGACAGAUGCACUGUCUCAAUAUUCAAGGUUUGUAAUGGGCUGCAUCGGGAAUCAAGUACGGCCUUGUGACUUUAGGAUGCACUUGAUGAAGGAAAUUUCAAGCUUGCCAACGACUUUGAAGAGGGAGUCCCGUGCAGCAGCAUCAUCUCCUGAUAUAAUUGGGGAAUCUUCCAACUCGGGUACAUCCAGACUCGAUAAACAGAAAAUUUUCGAGUUGGAGCCGGGGGUCUCUUGGAAACAGCCUUCCUACUUCCGAGUAGGGGCAAGUAUGCUGGACAAUCACGAAGGGCACCACGGCGAGAAUGGUCUGCUUCAAGAUGGAGUUUGUGGUGGUGUAUCGUGAGUAUUUUCUACACAAAUAAUUUAUAUAACUAUAAUGAAUAUCAUGUUUGCUUUGUGAAAAUAAUUAUUGUAUUUUGCACAAAUGAAUAUUUGACAGGCAU
Cuscuta campestris is the source of this 655-nucleotide messenger RNA. The record is from the annotation of a GenBank genome assembly. Lineage: Eukaryota; Viridiplantae; Streptophyta; Magnoliopsida; Solanales; Convolvulaceae.